This is a messenger RNA of Jaculus jaculus (lesser Egyptian jerboa), 399 nucleotides long. RefSeq names its product N-alpha-acetyltransferase 11-like. The coding region runs from base 1 to 399 and encodes 132 amino acids. Gene Ontology annotation, cellular component: NatA complex. Lineage: Eukaryota; Metazoa; Chordata; Mammalia; Rodentia; Dipodidae. Gene Ontology annotation, molecular function: protein-N-terminal-glutamate acetyltransferase activity; protein N-terminal-serine acetyltransferase activity. Gene Ontology annotation, biological process: N-terminal peptidyl-glutamic acid acetylation. The record is from RefSeq and is a predicted model, not a curated record. The transcript has a single exon.
AUGAACAUGCAGCGCUGCGACCUCCUCUGCCUCCCCGAGAACCACCAGAUGAAGGACUAUUUCUACCACGGCCUCUCGCAGCCCCCGCUCUCCUACACAGCUGAGGACGAGGACGGCACGAUCGUGGGCUACGUCCUGGCCAAAAUGGAGGAGGAUCCUGAUGAUGUCCCGCACGGACAUAUCUCCCUGGCUGUGAAACGCUCACACCGGCGCCUUGGUUUGGCCCAGAAGCUGAUGGACCAGGCCUCACGGGCCAUGAUUGAGAACUUCAGCGCCAAAUAUGUGUCCCUGCAUGUCACAAAGAGCAACCGAGCAGCGUUGCACCUUUAUUCUAAUACCCUCAACUUCCAGGUCCAUGAAGUGGAACCCAAAUAUUAUGCAGAUGGGGAAGAUGCUUAG